Messenger RNA from Rangifer tarandus platyrhynchus (Svalbard reindeer), 1143 nucleotides. NCBI's taxonomy places the organism in Eukaryota, Metazoa, Chordata, Mammalia, Artiodactyla, Cervidae. The record is from the annotation of a GenBank genome assembly.
AUGGCGUCCGGCACCGCCGCCAGCGAGGAGGAGCGCAGCCUCCGGGAGUGUGAGCUCUAUGUCCAGAAGCACAACAUCCAGGCGCUGCUCAAGGACUCCAUCGUGCAGCUGUGCACCGCCCGGCCCGAGAGGCCCAUGGCCUUCCUCCGGGAGUACUUCGAGAAGCUGGAGAAGGAGGAGGCAAAGCAGAUCCAGAACCUGCAGAAAGCAGGCAGCCGUGCAGACUCUCGGGAGGAUGAAAUCUCCCCCCCGCCCCCCAACCCCGUGGUGAAGGGCCGGCGGCGACGUGGGGCCAUCAGUGCCGAGGUCUACACGGAGGAGGAUGCUGCGUCCUAUGUUCGGAAGGUUAUACCGAAAGAUUAUAAGACAAUGGCUGCUUUAGCUAAAGCCAUUGAAAAGAACGUACUGUUCUCACAUCUUGAUGAUAACGAGAGAAGUGACAUCUUCGACGCCAUGUUCCCUGUUUCCUUCAUCGCUGGCGAGACCGUCAUCCAGCAGGGUGAUGAAGGGGAUAACUUCUACGUGAUUGACCAAGGAGAGAUGGAUGUCUAUGUCAACAAUGAAUGGGCAACCAGUGUCGGGGAAGGAGGGAGCUUCGGGGAGCUCGCUCUGAUCUACGGGACCCCUCGAGCGGCCACUGUGAAGGCCAAGACGAACGUGAAGCUGUGGGGCAUUGACCGGGACAGCUACAGGAGGAUCCUCAUGGGAAGCACGCUGAGAAAGCGGAAGAUGUAUGAGAAGUUUCUUAGUAAAGUGUCUAUUUUAGAAUCUCUGGACAAGUGGGAGCGUCUCACGGUAGCUGAUGCGUUGGAACCCGUCCAGUUUGAAGAUGGGCAGAAGAUUGUGGUACAAGGGGAGCCGGGUGAUGAGUUCUUCAUUAUUUUAGAGGGCUCGGCCGCUGUGCUGCAGCGGCGCUCUGAGGACGAAGAGUUCGUGGAAGUGGGAAGGCUGGGGCCUUCGGACUACUUCGGCGAGAUCGCUCUGCUGAUGAACCGGCCCCGUGCAGCCACCGUGGUGGCCCGCGGCCCACUGAAGUGCGUCAAGCUGGACCGGCCGCGGUUCGAGCGCGUUCUCGGCCCGUGCUCCGACAUCCUCAAGCGCAACAUCCAGCAGUACAACAGCUUCGUGUCCCUGUCUGUCUGA